Molecule: messenger RNA, 2342 nt
Organism: Pimephales promelas (fathead minnow)
Lineage: Eukaryota; Metazoa; Chordata; Actinopteri; Cypriniformes; Leuciscidae
Product: maternal B9.15 protein
Cellular component (GO): cytoplasm; nucleus
Source: RefSeq, a predicted model, not a curated record
UCGACCGACCCCAGCACGAAUGAAGAAACGUGGAAACACUGUAGGCUACUACAAUAACCGACUACAACAAGGAAGCAACGUGGUUAACGUUACUCUGUUAGCCUAUUUGGACAUAACAGUUUUGAGGAAGUAGAACUAAAAAGAACGAAACAUCGAGUCAUUUUGGAUUAGUCUUAUAUCGUGGCGAGAAUGAAGAGAGAAGUGAGUGCUGGAGUAAACUUUCUAAAAGGUUUGGCAGUGAAGCGUGGAGGUGUGGAUCAAAUUAAAGCCAAACUUUUCGCUACUAAAUUACAAGAGCUUCUGCUUGAAAAGUUCUCAGACCACUGGUACCCAGACAACCCCAGCAAAGGACAGGCAUACAGAUGCAUCAGAAUAAAUGACAGAAUUCCCUGGGAUGAGUCGGUAUCACAAGCGUGCAUGGAGAGUGGCUUAAAGCCAAGGGAGUUGGGCUUUCCUCGGGAAAUCACAAUGUGGAUCGACCCAUUGGAGGUGUGUGUGCGGUCUGGGGAGAACGGCAGAUAUUUUACAGUGGCUCAGUUUGCUGAAGUCGUGGAUGAUGUAAACCACUUGAAUAAGGAUGACACUUUUACCCAAGUGGAUUCUGUGAAUCCGGAUACAUCAGACUACCACUCUGCUACCUCAUCUGACUGUGGCUCAGCAGUCUCAAGUGAUACAGAAGAGGAGGUGAAAGAGGACGAAAUGAAAAAAGUGGAGAAGAGAACAGUGGGGAACACAGUUUAUACAACGAGAUUUAAAGCAAGGGAGCCAAAAGGGCAACGCAAGUUUCCCACAGCUCAGAUCCCUGGCCCGCAGUACUUUUACAACCCUGCACCGAUGUGGCCUCAGUACAAGAAAAAGAGAGGCAUGUUCUUCACGCCCGUAUGCCCACCUGCUCCGUCUCCUUUGUUUGCUUACUAUGUUGUACCCAAAGCACCUCCUCAGUUCAUUGUGCCUCACGCUACCCUGCAAACCUGGGGGACAGUGAAAGGGUAAAGAGCUCGAAAUCCAUUAGCACAUACACCUGGUAUGUGAGAGAAUAUUUAUAACGUAUAUGCCACUCUGCAGGGAACUUUAUAGCUUUUCAUAAUGAAAUCGUAUGCAUGAGAUAUAGACAAGCUUGCCAAUUAUUUAACUUAUUGAUAUUAGUCAUAUUUUUUCAACCUUUUCUCUUUUUACCUAUUUCAUAGUUAUUUCUUUGGUCUGUCAAUAUAUUCAAACUGCUCUUGCACAAAACACAAUCUGUUAUGACUUGAUCUAUAACUCUGCGAAAGUUGAUUACUGCAUACUUGAAAUUUUUAAUUCAUCGAGAUGAAGCUUUUCCACCCACUUCUGUAUUGAACGUUUAGAUGUUUUGGGAAGUUUUUUAAUCAAAGAAUGUUUGAGAGGUAUUUCAUGUAAUAGAAAAUCUGGAGUGAUUUGAAAAUCAAAGUUUGAAAUCAAUUUGAAUUCAGUGAGUAUUCACAAAAUAUUACCAGCAGUUCAGCUCUGAGUUGUUUAUAGAGUCAGCAAUAUCUCUGAAAACACCAAGCAUCCCUUUUCUAUACAAUUUAUUUUUUAAAUCAACUCAUACUGAAGCCAAAUAGUGCUGUGUGGAUGAGGCUUCAAAUUUGCUGCUUUUAGAUAAUGUGAAUGAACUUUUUUUCACUUUCACUAAGAAUAAUCACAUCUGCUCAGGAUGUAGAGAGGACUGCAUUAAUAAUAAUAAUAAUACAUGUUAUUUCAUUAACUAUGCUAGAUUCUGUGCACAAUUUUACCUUUGCUAAAUGGUAAUGAUAAUUUUAUCCAUUACCACUAGGGUCUAGUACAGAUUGCCAUAUUUCCACAUUUCAAUAUCUUUUAUUUGCUGCAGUUUUAAUGUUUUUAUUGUAAAUAAUUGAUUCUGGUUCUGUUUUGUAAAAAUGCAUGUGUAUAGUGUCCUCAUCUCACCAGUGCUGUUAUACGUUUCAAAACAAUUAUUUAAAAAUGUUUUGUUUUAUAAUCUACCUUUUUUUAUGUAGAUUUAUUUAGUUUUUGAACUGUUAUGAAUAAUUGAAACUAUUAUAACAUAUAAGUGUCUUUCAACACUGGAUUUUUACUUUUGCUUUAUUAUUUUGUAUAAAUGAAUCGUGUGCAGUUUUGUAUGUUAAACUUAUCCCACUUUUACUAUUUUUACAAACUUUUGCCUGUUUUCUUUGCUCAGUCUUCAAAUGCAUAGGCCUAUUUAUUUGUAAUUUCUUUCUCUGUAUUCUUUAUAUAAUGUUUUGUUGUUAUGCGACUUUUGCUUCUGUUUGAGCAAAAAAAAGUCAUGAAAUCUGUGUCCAACUGAUCUGUUAUAAAUAUAUAUUUUAUUACUAAAACAGUAA